Messenger RNA from Brassica rapa (field mustard), 3151 nucleotides. Its product is annotated as G-type lectin S-receptor-like serine/threonine-protein kinase At1g11330. Gene Ontology annotation, molecular function: ATP binding; protein serine/threonine kinase activity. The record is from RefSeq and is a predicted model, not a curated record. Gene Ontology annotation, biological process: recognition of pollen; protein phosphorylation. NCBI's taxonomy places the organism in Eukaryota, Viridiplantae, Streptophyta, Magnoliopsida, Brassicales, Brassicaceae.
ACAAGUUGAUAAGCUCUGAAGGAAAACAAUGGUGAGGAAUAGAGGAACUGGUGGGACAGAGAAAGGGAAGAAAGAGAAGCUGACGUGGAUCAGUUAGUUACAAGUUAGUUAAGCCGUUGGGUCGUUACAAUGAGGUUGUUAGACCGUUGUGAUUGUUACUCUACUAUAAAUACUUGGGCUCACUUACGGUAUACUGUAGUGAGUGUAAUACAUACGUUUUAACAGAAAUAUACACUUCAUAAGUCAUUAAAGUUACUCAAGAGAUGAAAGUCUUCUAACGCAGUUAGUCUUCUUACUUUCUUCGUUACACUUCAAAUCUUAUCUCCACCAACUCCACUACUGACUUCUUCAAAGUCUUCUUGUAGAGACUACUUUAUUUAAUUGACCUCUCUUAAGAUGAAAAUAUUCCAAAGAGAAACAACAAAGAAAAUUUGGAACCAUUAUGGUGAUUCUACUCAACAGACGUUGUUUUCUUGUUCUUAUACUUCUUACAUCAUUCUCUUCCUUCUCUGUAAGGUUCUGUUUCGGCCAGGACAGGAUCACGCUCUCAACUCCAGUCAAAGACUCAGAGACACUUCUCUGCAGCAACGGUAUGUUCAGGUUCGGUUUCUUCACUCCUUUAAACUCCACUACACGGUUGCGUUACGUUGGGAUCUGGUACGAUAAGGUUCAAGUUCAAACUGUGGUUUGGGUUGCUAACAAGGACACACCCAUCAACGACACUUCUGGUCUUGUUUCAAUCUCUGAAGACGGAAACCUCGUGGUUACCGAUGGUCGAAGCCGCCUUAUAUGGUCGACAAACAUCACAGUACCAGUGGCUACAAAUGAUACUUCGGUUCAGCUAAUGGAUAAUGGGAAUCUUAGGUUACAAGACAACGGUGAGAUCCUGUGGGAGAGUUUCAAGCAUCCUUAUAACUCUUUCUUGCCAGUAAUGACUAUUGGGACCAACAACAAAACCGGCGAGAAUCUAAAGCUUACUUCAUGGAGAAGCUAUACAGAUCCUUCCACAGGGAACUAUACAGCUGGCAUUUCCCUUUCCACGUUUCCUCAGCUUCUUAUCUGGAAGAGCAAUGUCCCAGUCUGGCGUAGCGGACCGUGGAACGGUCAGAUUUUCAUCGGUUUACCGGAUUCGAUAUCUCUCCUGUUUCUUGAUGGGUUCAACGUUUCCAAUGCUAACCAAGGAACGUUUUUAAUCUCUUAUGCUACUGACUCUUUCAUGCAUCACUUUAACUUGGAUCCUGACGGAGCUCUCUACAUGAGAAGCUGGAACACUUCCACGAGAGCUUGGACGGUCGACGCCAUUAUUCCAUCAACAACUUGUGAUGCGUACAAUAGAUGUGGUCCGUUCGCGAGCUGCGGUUUACAGGAAGUUCCGCCUUGUAAAUGCGUGAAAGGGUAUGUGCCUAGGAAUAGCACAGAGUGGAACCGAGGGAUCUUUACUAAUGAAUGUGUGAGAAGAGUUCCAUUGAAGUGCAAUGUAAGUACUGGUGGUGGAGGAAAAGGAGAUAGGUUUUUUAAAAUGCAGAAGAUGAAAUUACCAGCAAAUGUGGAGAAGUCUGUAGCUAAUGAGAAGGAUUGUCCUAAAGUUUGUUUAGAUAACUGUUCUUGCACUGCUUAUGCUUAUGACCGAGGAAUUGGCUGCAUGCUUUGGAGUGGUAGCUUAGUUGAUAUGCAAUCACUUUUGGGGAGUGGUAUUGAUCUCUAUAUUCGGGUUUCGCAUUCCGAAUUCAAAACACAUAGUAAGCGAACGGUUAUGGUCACAGCAUCCGUGCUAGGCAUUGUUUUUGUUGCAGCCGUCUGUGUUCUUUUGGCAUGCAGGAAAUUUAAAAGGCGUCCAGCACCAGAGGAAAAUAGAAGUGCAGAGCUAUUGUUUCAAAGAAUGGAAGAUCUUACAAGUGGUAACGAGUCUGCUUCUAACCAAGUCAAGCUCAAAGAUCUUCCUCUUUUUGAGUUUGAAGUGUUGGCUACAUCAACCGAUAACUUCUCGCUCAUAAACAAGCUCGGGCAAGGCGGGUUUGGUCCUGUUUACAAGGGAAUAUUGCCAAAUGGGCAAGAAGUUGCAGUGAAGAGGCUCUCAAGGGCAUCAGGACAAGGACUUGAGGAACUAUUGAAUGAAGUGGUUGUGAUUUCAAAGUUGCAACAUAGGAAUCUAGUGAAGUUACUUGGAUGUUGCAUUGAAGGUGAAGAAAGGUUAUUAGUAUAUGAAUACAUGUCAAAGAAAAGCUUGGAUGCCUAUCUAUUUGACCCAAUGAAGCAAAAUAUUCUUGAUUGGAAGACUCGGUUCAACAUAAUGGAAGGGAUUUGCAGAGGUCUUUUGUACCUUCACAGAGAUUCAAGACUAAAGAUCAUACACAGAGAUCUAAAAGCCAGCAACAUUUUGUUAGAUGACGAUCUGAAUCCGAAGAUAUCUGAUUUUGGACUUGCAAGAGUUUUCCGAGCAAAUGAAGAUGAAGCUAACACAACAAGGGUUGUUGGGACAUACGGGUAUAUGUCACCGGAAUAUGCAAUGGAAGGUUUCUUUUCAGAAAAAUCAGAUGUUUUCAGCUUGGGAGUUAUAUUUCUAGAGAUCAUAAGUGGGAAAAAAAACUCCCACAAGGAAGACAACAAUCUAAACCUUUUAGCUUAUGCGUGGAAGCUAUGGAAUGAUGGUGAGGCUGCUUCUCUAGCAGAUCCAACCGUCUUUGAUGAAUGUUUUGAGAAAGAGUUUACAAAGUGUAUUCAGAUUGGUUUGUUGUGUGUGCAAGAAGUUGCAAGCGAUAGACCAAAUGUGUCAACCAUGAUUUGGAUGCUAACUACCGAGAACACUAACCUCCCUGAGCCGAAGCAGCCUGCAUUUAUAGCAACAAGAAGAGUUUUUGAGGCUGAAUCUUCUGGCCAGAGCAGCCAAAAGGUCUCUAUCAACGAUGUUAGCCUCACAGCUGUUACCGGACGUUAAGCUCACAUAAGCCAUUCUGUAUGUUUAUUUAAUAUAUUUAUAUGAAACUCCUAUGUUCCCAAAUUUUUGUUAUCUUGCGCAUGUUUAAUUGUUAGAUUAAAGAAUAAGAGAUGUAUUUCAGAGAAGUUAUGUUCAGAUUCACUAACUACAGAUUUGGUUUUUUAUUUACCUCAGUUAAAAACACUUUAUGUGAAAGGGAGCUGUGUCGAUUAUUUC